Schizophyllum commune H4-8 is the source of this 2052-nucleotide messenger RNA. RefSeq lists its product as uncharacterized. The coding region runs from base 54 to 1919 and encodes 621 amino acids. The record is from RefSeq and is a predicted model, not a curated record. The transcript is spliced from 6 exons. Lineage: Eukaryota; Fungi; Basidiomycota; Agaricomycetes; Agaricales; Schizophyllaceae.
CAGUCCCCGUUUCUCUUCCAUUGUAACCCCACUCAUUUACUCGAAUUUCUCAGAUGGCAGGCAUGGAAGACCUCGAUAUGCCGCAGGAACGGUGUACGCACGCGGUCCAUGCCACCACGCCCGUGUUCGCAGGCGCACCGGGCUAUAAGAAGGAUUUCUGCCAGAGUCGCAGAGAAGAAGCUCACAGUAGCCUCGUUCACCGACACGUCUACGGAAAACCUUACCGAGAGGAGCUCUCCGGCGCUUAUCUGAUCCUUCAGCACCUUACGAGGUUUGGCACUCAUCUCGGAAGCGGUGUCUCAACGCAGUUAUGUCUGCUCUUCAAGGACGAACAUGACGCUCAGCGAGCGUCUGCCGUGUGGUACACCGCGGAUAUCCUCAGCGAGUUGACAGAAGCCGAAAUGGAUGGGUGUGUUGCCAUCGCCGCAGUGUGCCCACACCCUAUGCGGGGGAAGCUGCGGCCCAGCGAGGACGACGUGAAGGCGCGGCUCGAGCCUUACUAUGAUCGCGUCAUUGCCUCGAAGCACAACCCCAAGCUCUUUUACGCGACAUUCUCGACUCUCGAAGCCGCUGUCGCGGCCCUGCAUCGCAACGACCUGACCAAGACCGACGCUGGACUCGUCGUUGAAGUCUACGACUGCGCCACUGUCUGGGUUACGCUCGAAUCGUCCGAGAGGAAACACGAAGUGGAGACCGCGAUGUUUGACAAGCUGGAUGAAUGUGGAGUGAUACUGAAUAUCGAUGCCAAGUUCAAGGCGAUGAGCUCUCGGACCGUGGAAUUCACAUUUCCAAAGCCUCAGUUGGGGCGCGCAUUCGCUCUCAACACGCUCUAUAGAUCUCCAGCAGUCAUUCCGGCCUUUCGAUUCAUCAGACCUCAACCUGUCAAGAAGAGUUCGUCUGACCAGCGAGCUGACGCACCUCCGCUCUAUAGCGCAACGCGGACGCCACUUGUUCUCCGAGAGAUCAAGGAGAAACCACGCAUGGCCUAUGGUGAUCCUACCUCACGCGAGAAAUCAGACAAAUCUGCUAUCGCUCCUUCGCGCGACAGUGAAGGAGCUCCCGUCGACUUGUAUCAGACGUCUAUUCACGUCGAGGAAAAGCCCGGGAUCCCUCGCGGGACCGUCCCGGAUGCCCCACCUACGUAUAGCAUCGCGCCCGCGCGUAGGCGCUCACGUCCUUUGGGGCCGACACCGUCCGUUCGCCGCCGAGUCACAUCUCCGGCGCCGGUUAAUCUGGCAAUGGAAGCUAUCACGCGCUUGACCGAGCUACCCGACAUGAGCGACGCGGCUGAGAGCGCCACUCACGAAGUCGCAAGCCUCGAUGGGAAGAGGAAGGUCUAUGAAGAACGUCCAGCUGUUGUUCAAGACCAUGCCGAUGGCGAGACAUGCCCAGAGGAUAACGAGCAGAGGUCAACGGCCACGCUUCACGAAGACAAGAGCGAUCCGACGACCUUCGCAGCGGAGCUCCACGCAUCGGAGGGUGGCCGUGGCUUUGCGCGCAAGGAGUCCAAGCGGUCCGAAGACGCACUUUCUGGGGGCUUGGAACGGAAGCCUGCUAUCUCGAUGCCCUCGCGUAACGCGGCCGAGGAGAGGUACGGCAGCUUGCGCAGGAAAGGCAAGGCGUCUUCCGCGGCAACCUGCUCGAGCCCCAAACCCGAAGAGCCCGUUGUACCGGCCUCUGCGCGCAGCGAAGCAGGGACAGCUACUCAGCAUGCCUCUUCGCGCGACAAAGGACGAAAGUCUUCCGACUUCGCUCCUUCACACCGUGCGGAGAAGAUGAAUCCUCGCGACGCCGCAGAUCGCCGCGGAAGUCAGACUUGCGGAUGCCACAAGCAACUCUUCGCGCACGUGUUCACGACCAUCGACCCCGACCCUGACCGGUCAUGGAAAGAGUGGCGAGAAGGCGUCUCCUCAAUCUAAGCACAGCCAAGCACACCACGAGCGGCGCGCUAGGCCUCGCGCCACUUCUGACUCAAGGCAUAGCUCGAGCGCGCGCCGAAAUGACCCUGCUCCUCCCGCGAGUGCGGUCCAUCCAUUCCUAGACGACAUCCAG